Molecule: messenger RNA, 393 nt
Organism: Lycium barbarum (goji berry)
Lineage: Eukaryota; Viridiplantae; Streptophyta; Magnoliopsida; Solanales; Solanaceae
Product: antifungal protein ginkbilobin-like protein
Exons: 1
Coding region: 1-393 (130 amino acids)
Cellular component (GO): plasmodesma
Source: RefSeq, a predicted model, not a curated record
AUGAAAGUAUUAACCACAUUAUUUAUUGUUAUCUUGGGGUUUAAUUGCUUUGUGAGAAGUGAAUUUCCAGAGUCCAAAUUAUUGGACCAUAUAUGCAAUGGUGAUACGUAUGACAAAAAUGGUCCAUUUGCAAAAAGCUUGUAUUAUGUUCUUGUAUCGUUAACAAAUGAGACUCCACGUCAAGGUUAUGAUUACUAUGUAAUAUCUCCUUAUCCUAAUGAUGCUAUAGCUUAUGGUCAUGCUACGUGUAGUUCAAAUGUAGCAUAUUCAGAUUGUGAUACUUGUGUAAAACUUUCAAGGUCAUUCUUGAUGACUACUUGUGAUGGUAGUAUUGGAGGUCAAGUCGAAUUUGUUGAUUGCUCAAUGAGAUAUGAACAGUACUCAUUCAACUAA